AUGGUGUGCCACCGACGUUUGCUGCCGGCCGCCAUUUUGACCCUGCAGAAUACCGGUGCUGUCAUUUCGCUUAUCCCGAUCGGAGCUUUCGUGGACUACGUCGGCAGGAGAGCCAUGCUCGUGGGCUCGGCAGUCGUUAUGGCGACCGGCACGGUAUGCACCUUCGUUGCGACAGGCUACGCGCAGUACGCUGUGGCGCGCUUCCUUACCUUGGCAAGUGUCGCCGUGCAUACCGUUUUCACCGCUCUGAUACCAUUCGAGGUGAUGACGCACGCGCACAGGCCGGAACAACUCCUCCUACUGGCGGUCAUGGGCCUGACGUUGAGUGAAGUUUGGAUCGUAAUCGUCAAAUCCUGGGUCGUCGACUGGCGUCUGAAGCAAAUCAUCUGCCUCGCCCCGACGGCUCUCCUGCUCCCUGCUUUAUUUACCGCACGAGAGUCUCCCCGUUGGCUCGUGGUGAACGGAAGACUAGAAGCGGCAGAAGCAGUCAUGAUGGAGGGGGCCAAGACCAACAACGUCCCGAUUGCGGUCACGGCCUGUCUCAUGGAGAAGAUCAGAAAACAGAUCAAGAACCAAGUGGGUAGUGAAAGCGCAGACAGAGAAGGCCUGCUGGACUGUCACUCCCUCCGACGUCGUGCCUCGGCCAUGUUCGUUGUCUGCUUCUCCAUAUCGUUUGUCUUUUUCAUCGACGCCUUCUCAACGGCCCAAUACAACGAAUCUUGGAUACCGAGCCUCACGGUUGUCUUAACACUGGCGACGUACAUGGCGAUGCACUUCCUGAUUGCCGACGUUGCCCUUGUCAGGGUACUUACCGCUUGCUUUCUGCUGACGGGCGUCAUACAAUGCGCAAUCAGUAUCGCCGCUGGCAGUGAUUUCGGUAUGAUCGCCAAGACCUUGCUCAUGCUGUCCAAGGGCAUCACGAACGUACUGAUCGUCCGCUGUUUGACGUACGUCCUGGAGCUCUUCCCAUCGGCCGUGCGGGCAGGCGUUGCCUGCUGGGGGCUCGCCAGUGGACGCAUUUCGGCCAUGUUCGCGGCAGUGAUCCUUGUCCUGAAGCCGGCCGGACGCGAAGACGUGGUGUUCGGCUUUGCGGGACUGUUCCUCUUUGCCUCCCUGCUCGUCAUCCGCGCCCUUCCACGCGCGACGGUGGUCGAGGAAGCCAUAAUCGUGGCCCGGCGGCCUUCGGACUCCGGCAGAAUUUCUAUGGACCACAUGAAGCGUACGCUCGAGCAGCGGUGCCUACGCAAGAAGUCCAAGACCUCGAGCCUAGAGAGCUCCAGGUCCAGCAGGAAGAGUCGAAAGAGCGGGAGCGUCAACAGUUCUCGCAGUUCUUCGACGCCCCGCCGACCUCAGACCGAGCGGGCGCCGGAAUGA
Molecule: messenger RNA, 1374 nt
Organism: Dermacentor andersoni
Lineage: Eukaryota; Metazoa; Arthropoda; Arachnida; Ixodida; Ixodidae
Product: solute carrier family 22 member 13-like
Biological process (GO): transmembrane transport
Cellular component (GO): membrane
Molecular function (GO): transmembrane transporter activity
Source: RefSeq, a predicted model, not a curated record